Molecule: messenger RNA, 370 nt
Organism: Drosophila biarmipes
Lineage: Eukaryota; Metazoa; Arthropoda; Insecta; Diptera; Drosophilidae
Exons: 1
Coding region: 43-234 (63 amino acids)
Source: RefSeq, a predicted model, not a curated record
CGCAGACUGAUGUAGUUAGUAGAGAGUUUUAAGGGGAUUAAGAUGCGUGUUCCGGUAAUUUUUGGCCUGGUGGCUUUUCUGGCCAUUUCGCUUGUGACAGCAUAUCCAUCCGCCAAGAGUACGAGAAUUCAAGACAGCUCUAAUAAUCAGACAACUAGUCGUCCAUUCCGUUGGCCAAGAUGGGGAGGAAUCGGUCCUGUCAUUUUGAACACGCCACGCACCCCCUUGGAAUGACCUGGUAGAAGCCUACCUUAAAAAAGAUUCGCAACAGUUUUAAUAAAAAGUCACAAAAAUACUUGCCUGUAAAACUUUCCACUGAGACAAUUGUUCAAACACCAAAAGCGUAAAUAAAGAUUUCUGGUAAAAUCAA